Messenger RNA from Pangasianodon hypophthalmus (striped catfish), 2136 nucleotides. It is a transcript of the gene foxa, whose product is annotated as forkhead box A sequence. Gene Ontology annotation, molecular function: RNA polymerase II cis-regulatory region sequence-specific DNA binding; DNA-binding transcription factor activity, RNA polymerase II-specific. Lineage: Eukaryota; Metazoa; Chordata; Actinopteri; Siluriformes; Pangasiidae. The transcript has 2 exons. Gene Ontology annotation, biological process: regulation of transcription by RNA polymerase II; anatomical structure morphogenesis; cell differentiation. The record is from RefSeq and is a predicted model, not a curated record. The coding region runs from base 698 to 1849 and encodes 383 amino acids.
AUCAAAAUUUAGCUAAAGGAAGUCCAAUUUAGCACUGAUCUACAGCACUGAUCAUCAGCUCUGAUCUUCAGCACUGAUCAUCAGCUCUGAUCUACAGCACUGAUCUUCUGCUCUGAUUUUCAGCACUGAUCUACAGCUCUGAUCUACAGCUCUGAUCCUCGGCACUGAUCCUCGGCACUGAUCUUCAGCACUGAUCUUCAGCUCUGAUUUUCAGCACUGAUCUACAGCACUAAUCCACAGCUCUGAUCUUCAGCACUGAUCUUCAGCACUGAUCUUCUGCUCUGAUCUUCAGCACUGAUCUUCUGCUCUGAUUUUCAGCACUGAUCUACAGCACUGAUCUUUGGCACUGAUCUACAGCACUGAUCAUCAGCUCUGAUUUUCAGCACUGAUCCACAGCACUGAUCUACAGCACUGAUCUUCAGCACUGAUCUUCUGCUCUGAUUUUCAGCACUGAUCAUCAGCACUAAUCCACAGCUCUGAUCUUCAGCACUGAUCAUCAGCUCUGUCCCGCCCUGCAGCAGGACUCAGAGCUGGGAGGAAGAGUCAAACAGAAACAGCUCUCAGAGCUCACAGCUCGUCUAAGAAAGCUGAUCUAACCGCUCAUGCUCCAAACCUGGGAGAAGCUUAAUUUUUAAGUUAAAAAAAAAACACUCUAUACUCUAUAUAACUUCAUUCUGUAACUUGAAGAGCAGAAGAUAUGAUUGGUGGAGUGAAACAGGAGAGAUGUGAUGAAUGGCCGACUUUUUACACAGAGCAGGCUUAUCGUGGAGCAGACAGUACACGAUUAAGCAGUGGGCCGUAUUCCUCUCCAGAGCAUCCCUAUCAUAUCUUCAGUCUCCCAAGAGAAUCAAUGGCUGGAGAAGACACAGAAGGGAUUGAGACUCCACCAGAUGUCCUGGUCCAACAGAGAUAUCCUGAAACAGAUCACAAUAGACUGGAGCUUCCUGACCUGAAAUCAGUGUACCGGAGAACCUUCAACCACACCAAGCCUCCUUAUUCCUACAUCUCACUGAUUUACAUGGCUAUCCAGCAGUCACCAUCCAAGAAACUCACCCUGAAUGAGAUCUAUGACUGGAUCCGCCAGCUCUUCCCUUAUUACCGGCAAAAUCAACAGCGUUGGCAAAACUCCAUCCGCCACUCCCUUUCGUUCAACGACUGUUUCGUGCGGGUCCCAAGGUCCCCGGAUUCUCCAGGGAAAGGUUCCUUCUGGACCCUGCACCCUGACUCUGGCAACAUGUUUGAAAAUGGCUGCUACAUGCGCCGACAGAAGCGUUUCCGCUGCAAGAGUGCAACAUCACCAUCCACAACUAAAAAUGCUUCAAAAAAGGCAGACAGAGAAACUGGAAAGGAAAGGGGCAAGAAAAAGAUGUCAGAGGUUAAAUUGAGAGUCUUAUCGUCUAUCUCCCCGCCUCAGCCUUCUAAGCCUCCUAUGCCAUCAGUGUUGCCACCAGUCAUGGAUUGCCCUUCCAUGUCACCUUCACAAAUCCCACCUCAGCAACACACCACACACUCACUGACUCCAUUUCCUCCAUCCUCAGAACCUUCUGCACACCUGACAAAUAUACCUUGCCCCACCAUGUCAACACUACAGCCAACCGCCUCCUGCCCUCCGGAGCCUUGCAUUCAUGGAGAACCCUUCUUCCACCAGCCUCUUUCUGUGCCACCAAUUAUGGACUUUCAGUGCUAUGAGCCUCCUGUGAGUUACCCUGUUUAUUAUCCAUCAUCAAGCUCCAACAUUCAUCAGUAUAAUCCAUAUCUCACAGGCAAGGACGAAUCUUCGUAUGCAGGAGACUCAGUGUGCUACUCUGGACUCAGCUUGUGCCCAGUGCCGGUUUUAAGCUCCUCCUGAAGCACUGAUUUACCCGUUUUUCUGAGCUACUGAAGUGCUACUUAUGUGUUUUAACUGACCUUUUGAAAAUAUUGUAUAUAAAUUAAAAUUUUAGAUAAUAAACCUGCCCUCAAAUGCAAAUGUGUUUGUCAUAGUUAUAUUUUGAGAGGACUCAUGAGUCAGUUGCUAGGUUUCCUCAUAAAUAAAGUUCUUACAAUUUUAUUCAAUGUUGUCAUGAACCAGAUAUUACUGAAGUGUUUGUAGUUGUAUUUGAUGUUAUAGAUCUCAAACGAACAUUCCCAAUUCCC